UGUUUUGUCCAACAAUGAAUUUAUCCAACGAUACUAGCGGUGGCGGUUGCGGUGAAGAGCUGAUGGGGACGUUCGGAGUCGUAAUGCAAAUGUUUCUAGCUCUUAUAGCGUUUAGCACACUAAUUCUCAAACGUCUCACAGAGCCCGUAGAUCGACGGAGAAAGUGGAGAAUAUGGUUCGCUGAUUCCGCCAAGCAAGGACUAGCAGCCACACUCAUACACUUUCUGAACAUAGGAUUUGCAAAAUUAAGCGACCACGAUCAGUGCACGUGGUACUUUAUAAAUUAUCUGCUAGAUUCUACGGUUGGGCUUUUUAUAAUUUUUGUAUUGCUGAAGUUGAUUGGACGAGUUGCCGAUUGUCGCGGCUGGACAGCACUGAAGUCAGGAGACUAUGGACAGAAAUUCAAUAGUCGAUGGUGGUUGGCACAGUGUACAGUCUACUUAUUGAUCGCUCUAGUCGAGAAAUUCAUCAUAAUAAUCAUGUUGCAGAUUCCAUUCUGGGACGAAGUUGCAAAGCGAAUCCUUCCUAUUCCAAAUGCGAGAGUAAAAGAUGCGAUCGUCAUCGUCGUAGUACCAUUUGUAGUCAAUGUUAUUAUGUUUUGGGUAGUCGACAGUAUCCUAAUGAGCAAAUGGCAAAGGAAUAAAUUCAAGGGCACGGUGAAGUACUACAAGAAUGAAGACGACUUGUGUGACCCAGAAGACGAGGUUUUACUCGAUGAACUACUGAGUAAUCAGGAAGAACCUCGUCCAGAUUAUACCAACAAAUUGGCAUAAUGGUUAAUGAUAUUGAUUAGGCAUGCAUUUGUAGAAUACAUACUGAUGGUUCAUACAUGUACUGAUGGUAUACAUACAUGUACUGAUGGUAUACAUACAUGUACUGAUGGUAUGCAUACAUGUACUAAUGGUAUACAUACAUGUACUAAUGUUAUACAUACAUGUACUA
This is a messenger RNA of Corticium candelabrum, 942 nucleotides long. RefSeq names its product store-operated calcium entry regulator STIMATE-like. Gene Ontology annotation, cellular component: membrane. Bases 15 to 773 code for a protein of 252 amino acids. The transcript is spliced from 7 exons. The record is from RefSeq and is a predicted model, not a curated record. Lineage: Eukaryota; Metazoa; Porifera; Homoscleromorpha; Homosclerophorida; Plakinidae.